AUAACAUAUAUCCGAAAAGGACCCGAACCGAAAAGAUUCGAAUAGGAACCCAAUUGGGCAACUCCUACUCCCGCCAAUUUCAUUUUCCCGCUAAAUUGUGGAGGCGGGUGGGUGGAUGUUGUUUCGCCCGAUUAUCCCAACAAACAGUUCGCUUCCGCAUCUCCUUCAUUUCUGCAAUGGCGGCGUCUCGGAAAUUGACGGAUUACGAGCGUCUGAGGCUGGAAAACAUCAGGCGUAACCAGGAGAAGCUCGCCGCCCUCAAUAUUCAAUCCCGCCUCUCUCCCGCAGCCAAGCGUCCCAGAGUGCAGAAUAAGUCUUAUAAAUUGAGUCCAGAGAAGAAGCUGAAAUUUGAGAGUCCCAUUGUCCUUCGUCGUUCUCUAAGGACACGGGGAAAGCCGCCGGAUUCUUCUACGUCUGGUGGCCUUAAGGAUGACUUUGAUGAAUCCAAAAGUGAGAAUAAACUGGGGCCUCAGUUCUCCCUUGCUAAAUUGCGUAAAGAACCUGUACCUCUCAAUAUGAAAGAUGCAUUUUGUGGUGAGAAUUAUGGCCCAAACCAACAGUUGAUUGAAACAAUUAAAAGUUUAUCAAGAAAAGAACAACUAGACGAGAAUGCUGAUCAAGAACUUAUUGUUUGUGAACAAGAGAAGAAGAGAAUACCUCCAUGUUCAAUAGAUAUUGAUUCAUUGAGAUUGGAACCAGAAAAUAUGGCUCGGGUUGUUCCUGGAAGAAUACUAAAUGUGAAGUUUAUCCCUACAGCAGGGAUGAGAAUGGUUGUUGCAGGAAAUAAGUAUGGAAAUAUUGGUUUCUGGAAUGCUGAUGCCAAAGAGGACGAAGAUGGGAUUUAUUUGUACCAGCCUCAUUCCAGUCCAGUAUCAGGAAUAUUAAUUGAUUCAUUUUCACAGUCAAAGAUGUUUACAUCCUGUUAUGAUGGGUUUAUCAGGCUGAUGGACAUUAAUAAGGAGUUAUUUGAUUCCAUAUAUUUAAGUGAUUAUUCUAUAUAUGCCCUAUUUCAAAGACCAGACAAUUCGAAUUCAUUAUAUUACGCUGAGGGGGGUGGAUAUCUUGGAAUAUGGGACUUGAGAGCUGGAAAGUCCUCAUCAUCAUGGAAAUUGCAUGAAGAUAGGAUCAACUCAAUAGAUUUUAACAUGGAAAAUAGUAAUACUAUGGCUACAAGCUCAACAGAUAGAACUGUAUGUGUCUGGGAUAUGAGAAAUGCUGGCUCUCAUAAACCAAAACCUUUGAGAACUAUUCACCAUGAAAGAGCUGUGCAUUCUGCUUACUUUUCACGUUCUGGUCAACAUCUUGCGUCAACAAGUUUUGAUGACAAAAUAGGCUUGUCAAGUGGAGCUAAUUAUGAAGAUGUAAGCAUGAUCCACCACGAUAAUCAAACAGGCAGAUGGCUGUCUUCUUUCAGAGGCAUAUGGGGCUGGGAUGAUUCAUAUAUAUUCAUUGGCAACAUGAAGAGGGGAGUCGACAUCAUUUCAACGCACGAAAAGACGAUUGUUAAGACAUUACAAAGUGAAUUGGUGUCUGCUAUUCAGUGCCGCUUUGACACACACCCGUACAACGUUGGGAUGGUUGCAGGCGCUACCAGCGGUGGUCAGGUUUAUCUCUGGGGGACGUCUUAGCACAACUUAUACAACCUGUUCUCACUUAGCUUCCUCCACCUGUUGGAACGAAAUUUUCUACUAGAAAAUCAUUUAUUCUCUUUUGGCGGAUCAUGUUCCAAAACAAGAUGUACUAUUAUUAUAACCAUAUACUAGUAUGUCAUUAGAUUACCUCUUCCUGG
Messenger RNA from Cuscuta campestris, 1789 nucleotides. NCBI's taxonomy places the organism in Eukaryota, Viridiplantae, Streptophyta, Magnoliopsida, Solanales, Convolvulaceae. The record is from the annotation of a GenBank genome assembly.